AUGAAUAUAUUUGAUUACUGGGCAAGCUUUUUAGCAAAAUGUGAUAAUGAAGAUAAGGAGCUAAUCCUCAUAGGAGAUCUAAAUUGUGAUGUCAGUAAAACUAUACUUGACCCUCACACAUGUAAGUUGCAAUUUUUAUGUUCUCUGUAUCAGAUAGACCAACUUAUUAAAGAAUCUACAAGGCUAACUCCUAAAUCAGCUACACUAAUUGAUUUAAUAUUAAAAAAUAGACCAGAAAAUAUUUCCAGAUCAGGUGUCAUUCACCUGGGAAUUUCAGAUCACAGCCUUGUCUACGCUGUGAGAAAAUUUACACUACCGAAAGGAAGGCAAAAAAUUCGUCAGGUUCGUAACUUUAAAAACUUUGUCGAAAAUGAUUUCAUUCGGGAUGUGUCUCAAUUGCCUUGGGAGAUGGUCUAUCAGGUUGGAGAUCCCAAUUUAUGUUGGCAAGUCUGGAAAUCACUAUUAUUAGAUGCACUUAAUAGACAUGCCCCUCUGCGCCACAAGCGAAUAAGGAAUAACCCUGUCCCAUGGAUUAAUCCUCAAAUUAAAGAACUUAUGAGAAAAAGGGACUAUCACAAAAAAAAGGCCAUAAAAUAUGAUCCGGAGUCACAGUGGGAAUUGUAUAAAACACUACGUAAUGAAGUAAAUAUAAACAUGCGGAAAGCAAAAUCUAAGUACUUUUGUGAUAAAAUCCAGGCAAGCUCUCAAAUGGGAGACAGUAAAAGCGGAUGGGCUCGGAUAAAUUCGCUCUUAGGAAGAAAGCAUAAGAAUGCAAAUAUUAAUGAACUGAAAGUAAAUGAUGAUAUUAUUUCUGAUGAUAAAUCUAUUACUGAAACAUUAAAUGAAUAUUUUAUAAAUAUUGGAAUGAAGAUGGCUGCUGAAUCAGCAUGUCAAAGCACUGAUGCUUUAAAUGAUCAAGUAAUUUAUGAAAGUACUGUGCUUCUUCCUAAAGAAAAUUUUCACUUCGCAGAUAUUACUAUAGAUAGUGUUUCCAAACGCCUACAAAACCUAAAUGUCUCAAAAGCGACAGGUAUGGAUGGAAUACCUGCGAAUAUUUUAAAACUGACAUCAACCCUUAUUGCUCCAUCUAUAACUUUUUUAUUUAACCUAUCGAUUAGAACUGGUAUUUAUAUAGAUGAGUGGAAAUUGGCUAGAGUUAUACCAAUUUACAAAUCUGAGGAUAAGCGUAAAUGCGAAAAUUAUAGACCAAUUUCAAUUCUUCCCAUAAUAAGUAAAAUAUUUGAAGGGGAAGUUUUUACUCAAAUAGAAAACUUUUUGAAUAAACAUGCGCUUCUGUCUAAAUUUCAAUCCGGGUUUAGACCAAAACAUGGAACCUUAGGUGCUCUUAUACAAAUGUGUGAUCAAUGGCUACAAGACAUGGAUGAAGGCAAAAUAAAUGGAGUUGUUUUUCUUGAUAUAUGUAAAGUAUUUGACUCGGUGAAUCACGAGAUAUUAUUGGAGAAGCUUAAAACCCAGUUUGGAAUUCACGACAUUGAAUUAAAAUGGUUCCAAUCAUACUUAAGGAAUAGAAAGCAAGUGUGUUCUGUUAAUGAUCAAACUUCUUCUGCAAGAACAAUAAUAUGCGGAAUUCCGCAAGGAUCCAUACUUGGUCCAUUAUUGUUUUUGCUAUAUAUUAAUGAUAUGCCUGAUAUUUUAGAAAGGACAACCCCAACCCCGUCUUUAUGCCGACGACACUCAGAUAUCUUCCUCUUCGCAUGA
This is a messenger RNA of Paramuricea clavata, 1719 nucleotides long. The record is from the annotation of a GenBank genome assembly. NCBI's taxonomy places the organism in Eukaryota, Metazoa, Cnidaria, Anthozoa, Malacalcyonacea, Plexauridae.